Serpula lacrymans var. lacrymans S7.9 is the source of this 1550-nucleotide messenger RNA. RefSeq lists its product as uncharacterized. Gene Ontology annotation, molecular function: GTPase activity; U3 snoRNA binding; GTP binding. Gene Ontology annotation, cellular component: 90S preribosome. The annotation marks the transcript as partial. Lineage: Eukaryota; Fungi; Basidiomycota; Agaricomycetes; Boletales; Serpulaceae. Gene Ontology annotation, biological process: endonucleolytic cleavage of tricistronic rRNA transcript (SSU-rRNA, 5.8S rRNA, LSU-rRNA); maturation of SSU-rRNA from tricistronic rRNA transcript (SSU-rRNA, 5.8S rRNA, LSU-rRNA); ribosome biogenesis. The record is from RefSeq and is a predicted model, not a curated record. The transcript has 3 exons.
AUCGCGUUGAGGAUCUCACUUCACGAGAGUUGAUACGGUCCUCGAAAGGAAAGUGCGACCGCACUGUAACGCUAUAUGGCUACCUUCGCGGCACAAAUUUGCGUCUCGGAACAAAGGUACACAUCCCCGGUGUUGGUGAUCUAGACUUAAAGAGUAUAUCGGUUCUGGGCGAUCCCUGUCCUUUACCUGAUGCUGACUCAGAGAAGAGGAGAAAAUUGAGUGAAAAGCAGAAGCUUCUCGUGCAUGCUCCAAUGAGCGAUGUAGGUGGUGUCGUGUUUGAUAAAGACUCUGUUUGGAUCAACGUUCCUGGUAGCUUUACACGUGGUAACACCGAUAUUCCCCAAGGUGAAGGGGAGCAAAUGGUGAUGGACCUUCAAGACGUUGACGCUACGCUUGAAGACAACAUCGCACGCGGCAGUAUCCGACUCUUUGGGUCCUCAUCCAAUCCUAUCUCGGUUGACCCAAUACUUGAACAUAACGAGGAAGAGGGAGUUGGCAGCGACGAGGAAGAUUCUGAGUUGGACGAUAUAGAUUCAGGAGGGAGUGAGCAUUCCUCGGAUGAAGAUGACGUGACUCAGGAUGACGAUGACGAUGACGAAGGGGAAGAUGAGGCUGGGAUGUUGGCCCAUGGGGGCACUGAGAAUCAUGGUCGGUCGACCCUCCGCAAAGUUGCUCGACCGAUACGGCAUAGAUCAUCAAAUAGGCGUGAUGCUAAUACCGUGGAGUUUGCCGACAGCGACUCUGAAUUAGGACACGACGAUGAUCACCGUGACGGGUCAAUCGGGGGGGUGGUUCGCGUAGAUAACGAACAAUGGGAUGCUCCAAGUGAUACCGAUGGCGACGAAAAGCCCUUCGAUGAAGAAGCUCCUGCAUGGAAGUCGAAUCUUUCGGUCAAGGCCAGCGAAUUCUUCCAACUUCAUUCCCAUAAGCAAAAAAAAGACUGGAUGGCCCUGAUAUAUUCUAGUAAACUGUCUCCCCAUCAGAUUGUCACCAGCGGCGUUGAUGCAUCAUCUGCCAUCAGCAAACUCGAUGAUGGAGAUGAUUUUUUCAGUAUACGAGAAGCCAACCACGUACCUGGUGAUUCUCUGGAUAUGUCUAAGGAGCUUCUGGAGGAUCUUUCGAAUUGGGCGGAUACGGCGCUCCUAGACUCAAUACGUAGCCUGUUCAUCACUGGAGAGAAGAGUGGGUCUACAGGAGACAAUCCAGCCGAACAAUAUGAAGAUAUAGAUGGUGGCGAUUUUGAGGACCUAGAAGCGAACGCAUCUCUUCCUGAUGUUGCUGGACAAGAUCACUCUGCAAAGAAAGAGGAGCUAAAGCGCAAGUUCAACGAGCAAUACGACGAUCCCGAGGCUACAAAAAUGGAUUUUUACGACGAAAAAAAAGAAGAGAUGAAUCGACAGCUUCAGUUAAAUCGCGUAGAAUUUGAAAACGUUAGCACGGAGACUCGAGCGCUUGUGGAGGGUUAUCGCCCUGGUACCUACUUACGCCUAGAGCUCACACAGGUGCCAUGCGAAAUGAUUGAACAUUUUGAUCCUAUGUAUCCCAUCGUG